AUGUCCAACACUUCUUGGACAGAUGUGGUCAAGAGGAAUAUGAAUGAAGUAAACAAAGGAAUAACUUCGGUUCGCAAAACAAUCGAGGUUGUCAAUGAUUUUAAUGAGCGCGAAAACAGCGUCGUACUCUUUAAUUUUCCUGAGAAUGAGACUGUGGUCAAGGAUAGAGAUAACGUUACGGGUUUCUUGAUGUCGUUGUCCGAUAAUGCGCUGAAGCAUGAAGAGUUUGUGAAAAUAAAUAGACAGGGCAGGAGGCUUGACUCAGCUACUUCACCGCGUCCAAUAAUAGUUAAAUUCAUCGAUACGGCAAUUAAAUCAAUGAUUAUGAAAAAGCUUUUUAAAAUCAAGUUGUUGGAUGCGAACAUGAAGAGUGUGAAGAGGAUCGGCAGGCCGGUGGAGGAUUAUAAAAUAUUCGAAACCUGCAUCAAAUCAAACUUAAAUCUGGGUUUACUAAAUAUAAGGUCAAUACGUUCUAAAUAUGAUGCGGUUUAUGAGUUGCUGUCUAAUGGUAUGGACGUAUUCGUAUUGACUGAGACAUGGCACGGUUCAUCUAAUGAUUUAACGAUAAGACUGGUAAAGCCUGAAGAAUUUGGUUAUGUUGACUGCGUGCGACCUCGGGACCCAGCUACAAUCACGCCUGCUUUUUUCAAUGAAAUCGAAAUCAUGUUGGAACAGGUAUCGUUGGGUGGUGAUUUUGUGAUACUGGCUGGAGAUUUGAACGUACACGUUGAAAGAACGGAUGAUGAUCAUGCUGCCAACCUUCGGGAAAUCUUUGAACUAUUCAAUAUGCGUAAUAGAGUUUACUCAUGUUCAUGGUGGUACCUUGGAUUGGUGGCUUCAUCGAUGGAAUUUCCGGCAUCUGCUUGUUUGGUGGGUCCUUGUGAGUUUUUGAUCAAAUUGUUCGAGAAAGAAAUCAAAGCUAUAGUAGACAUUGUUGCUCCACAGCACUUGGUUGCAUCCAGAAAUAUGCCAGCUUCACCGUGGUUUGAUGAUAAAUCUUUAUUCAAUGCUAUCUUGCGUCGAAUAGAUUCAGACCAGUGA
This is a messenger RNA of Helobdella robusta, 1041 nucleotides long. RefSeq lists its product as hypothetical. The record is from RefSeq and is a predicted model, not a curated record. NCBI's taxonomy places the organism in Eukaryota, Metazoa, Annelida, Clitellata, Rhynchobdellida, Glossiphoniidae. The transcript has 5 exons. The coding region runs from base 1 to 1041 and encodes 346 amino acids.